Molecule: messenger RNA, 1401 nt
Organism: Prunus armeniaca (apricot)
Lineage: Eukaryota; Viridiplantae; Streptophyta; Magnoliopsida; Rosales; Rosaceae
Source: the annotation of a GenBank genome assembly
AUGAAUUUUGCACGACGGAUUUAUAUUCGUCGCACAAAGUCGAAUAAGUUUUCUGAAAAUUGCGAUCUUCUCCUUCUUCCCCAGUUUCUCAAACGGAACCCUAAACCUCCCUUUCUCUCCGCCGUGACCUCAGCCCCUACUCCGCCCCAAUUCAGACCCUGCCGCCACCACCGUCGAACCCAGGAGCUUCUCCGCCGUCGCCGUCCAUCCUGCCACCGUGAUUUCCUCCGUUUAGGCCGAAUCUUCGCCGCCGUUGUUUCGGCCGGUUUUGAAAUUGAAAUUCUGGCCACUUCCGUCCGUUUUUUCGGGGGCACCCACGCCACAUCUACUGACUGUACUGGUGCCUCGGGGGCACCUCCAGCCAAGAGGAACACCCGAGGGCCGUGUCGGCAGCUAAAGACGGCGAAGGUCACCCGGGUGACCAACAGUUGUAUCAGCAUCGGAUAUGACGAGCGCCAUCGGGCUGCACCGACGGCGGACUUGCAUAGCUCCUUGGCCCACGACAUUGGCCACGUCGUUUGGACCCAUUCCCCGAUGCAAUGGAAGUCUUGGAAGGUCAUGCCUGACGAGAUCAAGAUGCAAACGAACUACGACUUAGAGGACAUCAACAAGGAGACCUUGGCGUACGUCAACAGACUCUUCGGUGAGAGGUACAAGCAGUGGAAGGGCGACUUGCACCACCAUUUUCAGGCGUUUGAUGAUCCGCAAGUCGCUCUUCAGGAGGGUUGCCCGAAAGAGCUUGAGGGGCGGGAGGAUAGUUUGGCGUGGCUCUGCGCUCAUUUUCAGGCGCCCGAUUAUGUGAAUAAAGCCCAAGUGAAUAAGGGCAAUAGGAAGAAGAAGACUCUUCUUCACCAUUCCGGCUCCAGGCCCUUCUCAUAUAGGAUGGAUGCACGGCGUCGGGGGGGGUCGAAAUUCCCAGAGAUCGACGUCUUUGGUGACGUUUAUGUUCGACCUGGGAAUGAGUUGGCCGAGUCCCUUCAUACGACGAUGGUGGAGAGGAGCCAGUUGGUUCUUCAAGAGUCCGCCUCCCAACUUCCUCCCGAGACUCCGAUCGAGUCUGUGGAUCCUCCGCAUGAUGCUGGAUUUCAGAUUUUGACGCAGACGUUGGAUCAGACUCUCGGGAGGAGGCCGGGAACGUAUUGUAGGGGGAUGGGGAAUGCCCGACAGAGGGAACCUCGACCGCGGUCAUCGUCGCAGGCAAACAGUCAGGUGACUGUUUUGACAUCGCGGGUUGCCGAGCUUGAGGGUCAGAUGUCGGUGAUUCUGCAGUCCCUCACGCGGUCCCGGCAUUCCAAUCCCGAAUUUUGGUGCGUCGACCUCCGAGCCCGUCCACCCCGAGCAUCCCCAGCACACCACGGCCCCUGCAGACGCCCAUACCUCCGAGCCGCAUGUGGCAGAUGA